UCUUCAUCCUCCUCCUCCUCCUCAGCAUCCCGCCAAGUGUGAGGGGGGGGGCUCAUGCCACCUGCCCCCGCGCCCUGCGGGUCGCCUCGCCCGGAGAGCGGCGGAGCCCCGUAGGAGCGAGCGGCGGCAGCGCUGAGGAAGCAUGGCAGACACGGAUCUUUUCAUGGAAUGUGAGGAGGAGGAGCUGGAGCCAUGGCAGAAAAUCAGCGACGUCAUCGAGGACUCCGUGGUGGAGGAUUACAAUUCCAUGGAAAAAAAUCCCACAGGCGGGAAUGCCGCGGUGCAGCCGGGCGGGCAGUCGCUGCUGCUGGCGCAGAGCCCCGCGCCCGGCCUGGGCGCCGUGGUCACGCAGCCCCUGCUGCGGCCGGUGCAGCUGAUGCAGAACGCCAACCACGGCACCAACCCGCCCGCGGGCACCCAGCCCAUCUUCAUCACCACCCAGGGGUUCCCGGUGCAGAACGUCCGGCCCGUGCAGAGCCCCAUGAACCAGGUGGGCAUCGUGCUCAACGUCCAGCAGGGCCAGACCGUGCGGCCCAUCACCCUCGUGCCAGCCCCAGGUACCCAGUUUGUUAAACCAGCAGUUGGCGUUCCCCAGGUGUUCUCGCCGGUGGCGCAGGUGCGGCCGGGCAGCGCCGGGCCCGGCCGGCCGGCCACCAACGCCUUUGCCACGGUCAUCCCGGCCACGCUGACCCUGCGCAGCACCGUGCCCCAGGCCCAGGCGCCCCAGCAGAGAAUUCCAUGGAAUCCUCUCCCCUCCGCAGUGAGCAUCGCCAGCUUCGUGACGGUGAAGCGCCCGGGCGUGCCCGGCGACGCCAGCGGCGCCGGCGGCCCCGAGGUGGCCAAGCUGGUGAACACGCUGGGCACGGUGCCCUCGCUGGCCCACGGCCCCGCCGCGCUGGCCGUGGCCAACAGCAGCCCCGGCGCGGCCCAGCGGGGCACCGCCGGCGAGGCCUCGGCCUCGGCCGCGCCCCGCAAAGGCAGCUCCUCCCCCAUUCCCAGCCUGGAUUUCCAGGACGGGGGCCGCAAGGUCUGUCCCAAGUGCGACUCGCAGUUCCGCGUCACCGAGGCGCUGCGGGGCCACAUGUGUUACUGCUGCCCGGAGCUGGUGGAAUUCCUGAAGAAACGCAAAUCCCUGGAUUCCGAGCCCGCCCCACCCUCGGCCAAGGCCCCCUCCCCCGCCCAGGGCGCGGCCCCGGCCCCGCCCCCGACCCCGCCCAAGGCCGCACCUGAGCCAGGUGAGGGCGGGGCUGACCCCGCCCAGGCCAAGCUGAUCAUGCUGGUGGACGAGUUCUACUACGGGCGGGACGGGGGCAAGGGGGCGGCCGUGCCACCCUGCCCCAGGGUGCCCACGUCCUUCCGCUGCCCCCACUGCACCAAGCGCCUCAAGAACAACAUCCGGUUCAUGAACCACAUGAAGCACCACGUGGAGCUGGACCAGCAGAACGGCGAGGUGGACGUGCACACCAUCUGCCAGCACUGCUACCGCCACUUCAGCACCCCCUUCCAGCUGCAGUGCCACCUGGAGAACGUGCACAGCCCCUACGAGUCCAGCACCAAGUGCAAGAUCUGCGAGUGGGCGUUCGAGAGUGAGCCGCUCUUCCUGCAGCACAUGAAGGACACCCACAAACCCGGGGAGAUGCCCUACGUCUGCCAGGUGUGCCAGUACCGCUCGUCGCUGUACUCCGAGGUGGACAGCCACUUCAGGCUGAUCCACGAGGACACGCGGCACCUCCUGUGCCCCUACUGCCUCAAGGUGUUCAAGAACGGCAACGCCUUCCAGCAGCACUUCAUGAGGCACCAGAAGAAGAGCGUGUACCACUGCAACAAGUGCCGCCUGCAGUUCCUGUUUGCCAAGGACAAGAUCGAGCACAAGCUGCAGCACCACAAAACCUUCCGCAAGCCCAAGCAGCUCGAGGGGCUCAAACCCGGCACCAAGGUGACGAUCCGGGCGUCGCGGGGCCAGCCGCGCUCGCUGCCGCCGGAACCUUCGCAGGGGCCGGGCCCGGAUCCGGCGGCGCUGGGACCCUCCGCGGACCCCCAGCCCCUCUUCCUGUGCCACCGCAGCGCCCCCCGCAGGGCCGGCAGGAAAACCAACCACGUUCCCAGGAAAAGCCCCAAAUAUUUGGCUUUAUUCAAGAACUACACGGCCAGCGGGGUGAGGCUCUCGUGCUCCUCCUGCCUCUUUGUCACCUCUGAGGGAGACUCCAUGGCCAAACAUUUGGUGUUCAACCCCUCCCACGAGUCCAGCAACAUCAUUGUCCAAGGGCCUUCUUGGAUGUCACAUUCCAGGUAAAUAAAAAAUUCCUGUUUCUCCUCGUCCCCCCAGUCCAUGGCUUUUCUCUCCCCUUUUUCCUCCCUUCCCUAUUCUCCCUUUCUCCAACCCCUUCCCCAGCACCCCCAGCCAACCCCGACCCCCCGUCCCCCCGACGGGGACCCUCCCCAAAAGGACCCCGAGCCCCCCAGGAAGGAGCAGCUCUCCGUCAAGAAGCUGCGCGUGGUGCUGUUCGCCCUGUGCUCCAGCACGGAGCAGGCGGCCCGGCAUUUCCGGAACCCUCCGCGCCGCAUCCGCCGCUGGCUCCGGCGCUUCCAGGCCUUCCGGGACGACCGCCCCGAGCUGCCCGAGGGCAAGUACCUGAGCCUGGAGGCCGAGGAGAAGCUGGCCGAGUGGGUGCUGACGCAGCGCGAGCAGCAGCUGCCGGUCAACGAGGAGACGCUCUUCCAGAAGGCCACCAAGAUCGGGCGCGCCCUGGAGGGAGGCUUCCAGAUCUCCUACGAGUGGGCCGUGGGCUUCAUGCUGCGCCACCACCUCGGCACCCACACGCGCCGCGGCGUGGCCCGCCCUCUCCCCAAGGAGAUCCAGGGCAACGCCGGCGCCUUCAUCGAGUUCGUGCAGCGCCAGAUCCACACGCAGGAGCUGCCCUUGGCCAUGAUCGCCGCCGUGGACGAGAUCUCCCUUUUCCUGGACGCCGAGGUCCUGGGCAGCGACGAGCGCAAGGAGAGCGCGCUGCAGACCGUGGGCAACGGGGAGCCGUGGUGCGAGCUGGUGCUGAGCGUGCUGGCCGACGGCGGCGUCCUCCCCGCCCUGGUGGUGUCCAGGGGCCGCCUCCCCCGCCCGGCCGCCCUUCCCCGAUCCGUGCUGCUGGAGUCCAAGGAGGACGGCUGCGGCGACGACGAGAUCAUGGAACUGUGGGCGGCCAGGGUGUGGAGGAAGCACGCGGAACGCCGAGGCGGCGCUUCCAAAGGGAUGCUGGUCCUGGAUUGCCACCGGACGCACCUCUCCGAGGAGGUGCUGGCCGUGCUGAGCGCGGCCGGGGCGCUGCCGGCCGUCAUCCCGGCCGGCUGCAGCUCCCGCGCGCAGCCGCUGGACGUGUGCGUCAAGAGAUCCCUCAAGAGCUUCCUCCGCAAAAAAUGGAAGGAACGGGCCAGAGGCCCGCUGGAUGCCGACUCCUCGGCGCUGCUCCAGCUGCUGCUGGGCUGGCUGGGAGAAGCUCUGGAGAUCCUCGGCGAUUGCCCGGAGUUGAUCCGGAAAUCUUUCCUGGUGGCCAGCGUCCUGCCGGCGCCGGCCGGAGAUUCGGCGUCGCCGCGGCGCAACGGCGACGAGCAGGAGGAGCUGAUCGCCGCCAUGGAGGAGAGGCUGAGGAUCGCCAAAAGCGGGCAGUCGUCCCCGGAAUUCCCGGAAAACGACGACCCCGAGGCCGAUCCCGAAAUCCUGCACCGGCUCUUCGAGGGGGAGAGCGAGGCCGAGUCCUUCUACGGCUUCGAGGAGGCCGAUUUGGAUCUGAUGGAAAUUUGAGAAUUCCCGGAAAAAAAACCCAAAAAAAACGGGAGGGAUUCAUCCCGGAAAUUCCUGCGUUUGGAGAGGCCAAGGAGCGCUGGGAGUGGAAGGGGCGUUCCCUGGGUUUGGGCCCGAAAAUGGAAGGAUAUUCCAAGUUUUUGGCUGCAGAAAUGGGAGGAUAUUCCAAGUUUUUGGCUGCAGAAAUGGAAGGAUAUUCCAAGUUUUUGGCUGCAGAAAUGGAAGGAUAUUCCAAGUUUUUGGCUGCAGAAAUGGAAGGAUAUUCCAAGUUUUUGGCUGCAGAAAUGGGAGGAUAUUCCAAGUUUUUGGCUGCAGAAAUGGAAGGAUAUUCCAAGUUUUUGGCUGCAGAAAUGGAAGGAUAUUCCAAGUUUUUGGCUGCAGAAAUGGAAGGAUAUUCCAAGUUUUUGGCUGCAGAAAUGGAAGGAUAUUCCAAGUUUUUGGCUGCAGAAAUGGAAGGAUAUUCCAAGUUUUUGGCUGCAGAAAUGGAAGGAUAUUCCAAGUUUUUGCCUGCAGAAAUGGGAGGAUAUUCCAAGUUUUUGGCUGCAGAAAUGGAAGGAUAUUCCAAGUUUUUGGCUGCAGAAAUGGAAGGAUAUUCCAAGUUUUUGCCUGCAGAAAUGGAAGGAUAUUCCAAGUUUUUGGAAGGAUAUUCCCAGUGCCCAGCCCCCGGAACUUAAAGGAUAUUCCCUGUUUUUUGGAGAUCCAAGCAAAUCCCAGAAACCGAAGGCUGCUCCCAAUUUUCCGCCCUCAAACUUGAAGGAUAUCCCCUAUUUUUGGCCGCCAAAAUGAAAGGAAAUUCUUGGUUUUGGCCCCAAAAAUCAAAAGGAAGCUCCCCGUUUCUGGAGAGCCCAAAGUGCGCCAGAAAUUAAAGGAUAUUCCCAUUUUUUAGCCCCAAAAACCCAAGGAUUUUCCCAAGUUUCGGCCCCAGAAUCAAAGAAUAUUCCCAAAUUUUUGGCCCCAAAACAAAGAACAUUCCCACUUUUGGGAACAAACAGUUCCCGGCGGAUUUCUGGGAUUUUUGCAGAUUUGCCGUUGCCGCCAAUUUUUUGGGAGGAUUUUCGUGGGUUUUUUUUUUUUCUUUAUUUUUUAAAUUUUAAAAAAAACCAACCCAACUUGGAUUCCCUGUGUUGGUAUUUCCUUGGAAUUCUCUCUCGUGGCUGGAUAUUUUUUGGGAAUUUUCUUGACCUCACUUGUACCGUAAUUCCUGGAAUUUGACGUCGUUUGUGCCCAGUUUUUUUUUUCCAAUAAGACAAAAAAAAUCCCUGGAUUUAACUCC
Onychostruthus taczanowskii (white-rumped snowfinch) is the source of this 5066-nucleotide messenger RNA. It is a transcript of the gene POGZ, whose product is annotated as pogo transposable element derived with ZNF domain. Gene Ontology annotation, molecular function: DNA-binding transcription factor activity, RNA polymerase II-specific; RNA polymerase II cis-regulatory region sequence-specific DNA binding. The record is from RefSeq and is a predicted model, not a curated record. The transcript has 17 exons. Lineage: Eukaryota; Metazoa; Chordata; Aves; Passeriformes; Passeridae. Gene Ontology annotation, biological process: regulation of DNA-templated transcription.